AUGUGGGACGCCAGCUUUUGGUGUUUUCUGAUUCUGGCUGCGAAAGCCCAAGAUCCAGAGAAACUGCUUCCCGACUAUGACUGCAUACGGCCCAGCAGGGAGGCCCCGCUACUUGAUUGGGCUGAGUGGUUGCAGGCUCUACAAAGGCCACGAGGUGAAGGAUGGCUCGCUGUCUCAAGCCUUCCUCUGUCCCUCUUAACUGAUGAAAGCAACCGACAGCGUGCGAUAAAGGAAUGUCCCCUUGGACUCUUGAUGGCGGACAUCCUUCAGAUGCUUGCAUGUUUCGACAAGCUCCAUGCCUGCUCUGACACAUUUGAGCGUUUGGUCCGGGAUGGCAUGGCCUUCUUCGGUCUCCGAGUGCUCAUGGGCACGCGCUGGCCAAUUUACGAGUCUUUGCACUCUGAUGUUUGGGAUAGGAUAGCAGAGGAAGACAGGGGGGAGACAGACUUGGCUUGCGAGGACCCUGAGAAGCGCAUCUUGAACUGGGGUGCGUUUAAGCGACUGUUCACCCUGCAAGACUGGUAUCAGCCGGCCGUGGAUGUCGCAUACGGGCCCGAGUUGGAGAAGAUGUGGAGGGAAGCUGCUUUGGAGUGUCCUCUGGGUUUUGCAACCGCGAAUCUUAUCAAGGCCAUGCUGUGCUCACACACGGAGUCCAUCUGCUUCCGGGCCCACGAGACCAUGUUAGGCGCAGUCCUACAAGACAUCCCACUGCAGCGAGUGGCUGCGAGCGGAUGGCCACUCUUGCAUCUCCUGGGCCACGUGUCUCGAGUCGUGAGGCGGCACAGAUUUCAACUGGACUUCGCGCCGAACGAGUUACUCUCGAGGCCCAGCCCAACAUACCCACGCGAAGACCUAGAGGCAGAAGCCUCCUUGUCGAUGCAAGACCUUCAGGCUCUCACGGCCUUGGUGCUUCGUGAUUCUGCAGACGACGCUGCUGCCAGGUUUGGCUACAAGACUAGCAUACGGCUGCGCCUAAUCUAUGCGACCAUGGCCCAUGGGCCACGUUUCAGUCCGUACGUCAGCCGCUUCAUCGGGCGGGCCACAGCCCUUGGGAUCGGGGCCCAGCUGGUGGUGUUCUGUCUGGACGAAGAGGCGUUGGCUGAAUGCCGAAAUGUGAAGGGUAACUGCGUUCGCGGAACGCCUUCGAUACUGAACAAGUUCACCUUGCCUUUAGUGUUGUUGCAACACGACUUUGAUGUCAUGUGGUUGGAUCUGGACGUUUUCCUGUUCCAGUCACCGACGCUGCCUUUAAUCCGGCAACUGCGGGAGAACAGUGAGCUUGAGUUGCUGAUCUCCGGCUCGUUUGCUGUGGAUUGCAUUUGUAGUGGCCGCUUGACUGAAAGUUCUUUGUCUGGCACCCACGGGCGGGUGACGCAGUAUCGGUAUUGUUUUGUUCCGUGCAGUGGAGUCCGUACGAUCCUGGAAGCUAGUCUGCAAAUAGUGCCCACGCCGGGGGGGGCCUUGAUGCAGCAUGCUGAAGACGUUGUGCAAAUCACCAAGGUCUGGAUGUACGAGCAUCCCUAUGAGCACGACCAGAAAGCUUUCAGUGCCUUUUUACGUGCUGGGGAGCGAGUGGCGUUCGAAAGCGAGUUGCCGGUUGCCCCAGAGCGAGUGCCCAGAUGGGACUUCCUCGACCCAGAGACAGAGUUUGUCUCCGCUCGACACGUGGACGUGGCUGGCUGGACAGGCGAUGCAGACAAGAUCAUUGCUUUCCACCUUCUCCAUGGAGACAGCGAUGAUGCGGAUGCUAGUCGACAGUUUGCAGCUCGGCACGGCCUCGGCAUAGGCUAUGAGCCUCUGCUGGAUCUGUUUUUCAAUCGCACCGACUUUCCGGAGUUGUACAAGACUCCAGUUCUGCCUCAUCGCUUAUCGUCUGAGCUGCGAGAUGCGCUCUGGAGGUCGAGGUGGCCAACUCCCAGGCCGAAUUCGCCUGCAAGGUGCAACGAAACUGUUCCCAUGAGAUUCUGA
Messenger RNA from Symbiodinium necroappetens, 1968 nucleotides. Lineage: Eukaryota; Dinophyceae; Suessiales; Symbiodiniaceae. The record is from the annotation of a GenBank genome assembly.